This is a messenger RNA of Gongylonema pulchrum, 417 nucleotides long. The record is from the annotation of a GenBank genome assembly. Lineage: Eukaryota; Metazoa; Nematoda; Chromadorea; Rhabditida; Gongylonematidae.
AUGGAAAAGCCGGAAGUCAGUGAUUCGUUAUAUGUACCGGCUGGGCAAUUUUCAUUUUGCAUCCCACUUGCUGGUCUCUACAAAGUUACACUGGACGCUUGUCACAAAUUUGACAAGCCAUUCUAUGAACUAAGGAUACCCCAGGAUGUCCCGCUUGCAGCCAGUGCUACGAAAUUCAUGAUUUCUGCUUCAGUUGAACUAAACCCUGAGGAUUUGGCGUUUGAUGAUAUGGAAUUGCUCAUUAAAUCGUAUUCCGAUGAACAGAUAGUCCCGGUUACUUCAUCUUCAGCGAAUAAAUUGAUUUUUACUUCUUAUUUAUCGUAUCUGGAUACAGUUGCACCAAUUACGCUUGUGCCACAAUCAAAAACUUAUCUGUUUAAUCCAACAUCUCAUGCGAAUGUCAUUUGGAUGAGAUAA